AUGGGGGAUUUCGCAGCCCCCGCUGCUGCCGCGAAUGGCAGUAGUAUUUGCAUCAACAGUAGCCUGAACAGCAGCCUCGGCGGGGCCGGGAUCGGUGUGAAUAAUACUCCCAAUAGUACUCCCGCUGCUCCGAGUAGCAAUCACCCCGCUGCCGGCGGCUGCUGCCGGCGGCACCACGUCAACUGCGAGAACAGGUACCAGCAGGCUCAGGUGGAGCAGCUGGAGCUGGAGCGCCGGGACACCGUGAGCCUCUACCAGCGGACCCUGGAGCAGAGGGCCAAGAAAUCGGGCGCCGGCACCGGCAAGCAGCAGCACCCGAGCAAACCCCAGCAAGAUGCGGAGGCUGCCUCGGCGGAGCAGAGGAACCACACGCUGAUCAUGCUACAGGAGACUGUGAAAAGGAAGUUGGAGGGAGCCCGAUCACCACUUAAUGGAGACCAGCAAAAUGGUGCUUGUGAUGGGAGUUUUUCUCCAACUAGCAAGCGAAUCCGAAAGGACAUUCCUACAGGGAUGGAAACCAUCAACAAUUUGCCCAACAACAUGCCACUGUCUUCAGCUUCUCCUCUUCACCAACUUGACCUUAAGCCUUCUUUGCCCUUGCAGAAUAGUGGAACUCACACGCCUGGGCUUCUAGAAGAUCUAAGUAAGAAUGGUAGGCUCCCCGAGAUUAAACUGCCUGUCAAUGGUUGCAGUGACCUGGAGGAUAGCUUCACCAUCUUGCAGAGCAAGGACCUCAAACAAGAACCUCUAGAUGACCCUACUUGCAUAGACACAUCAGAAACAUCUCUUUCAAAUCAGAACAAGCUGUUCUCAGACAUUAACCUGAAUGAUCAGGAGUGGCAAGAAUUAAUAGAUGAAUUGGCCAACACGGUUCCUGAAGAUGACAUACAGGACCUGUUUAAUGAAGACUUUGAAGAGAAAAAGGAGCCAGAAUUCUCACAGCCUGCAACCGAGACCCCUCUCUCCCAGGAGAGUGCUAGUGUCAAGAGUGACCCAUCUCACUCUCCUUUUGCACAUGUGUCCAUGGGGUCUCCCCAGGCAAGACCUUCUUCUUCUGGUCCUCCCUUUUCUACCGUCUCCACAGCCACCAGUUUACCUUCUGUUGCCAGCACGCCUGCAGCUCCACACCCCGCCAGCUCACCAGCAAACUGUGCUGUCCAGUCCCCUCAAACUCCAAACCAAGCCCACACUCCAGGCCAAGCUCCACCUCGGCCUGGAAAUGGUUAUCUCCUUAAUCCAGCAGCAGUGACAGUGGCCAGUUCAGGGUCAGGCCCUGUGGCUGGGCCCAGCUCCGACAUGUCUCCAGCAGAGCAGCUCAAACAGAUGGCUGCGCAGCAACAACAAAGGGCCAAACUCAUGCAACAGAAGCAGCAGCAGCAGCAGCAGCAGCACUCAAAUCAGACUUCAAGUNNNNAGCAGCAGCAGCAGCAGCACUCAAAUCAGACUUCAAGUUGGUCUCCUUUAGGGCCUCCAUCUAGUCCAUAUGGAGCAGCUUUUACUGCAGAAAAACCAAAUAGCCCAAUGAUGUACCCCCAAGCCUUUAACAACCAAAACCCUAUAGUGCCUCCAAUGGCAAACAACCUGCAGAAGACGACAAUGAAUAACUACCUCCCUCACAAUCACAUGAAUAUAAUCAAUCAGCAGCCAAAUAACUUGGGUACAAACUCCUUAAACAAACAGCACAAUAUUCUUACUUAUGGCAACACUAAACCUCUGACCCAUUUUAAUGCAGACUUGAGUCAGAGAAUGACACCACCCAUGACCAACCCCAACAAAAACCCCUUGAUGCCGUAUAUCCAGCAGCAGCAGCAACAGCCACAGCAGCAGCCGCAGCAGCCGCAGCAGCCCCCACCACAGCUCCAGGCUCCCAGGACACACCUGAGCGAGGACCAGAAACGCAUGCUUCUCAUGAAGCAGAAAGGAGUGAUGAAUCAGCCCAUGGCUUACGCUGCACUUUCAUCCCACGGUCAGGAACAGCACCCGGUUGGGCUUCCCCGCACCACAGGCCCCAUGCAGUCCUCCGUGCCCCCAGGCUCAGGCAGCAUGGUCUCUGGAGCCAGUCCUGCAGGUCCUGGCUUCCUGGGCAGCCAGCCCCAGGCAGCCAUCAUGAAGCAAAUGCUCAUAGAUCAGCGGGCCCAGCUGAUGGAACAGCAGAAGCAGCAGUUCCUGCGGGAGCAGAGGCAGCAGCAGCAGCAGCAGCAGCAGCAGAUCCUGGCCGAGCAGCAGUUGCAGCAGUCACAUUUACCCCGGCAGCACCUCCAGCAACAGCGGAAUCCAUACCCAGUGCAGCAGGUCAAUCAGUUUCAAGGUUCUCCCCAGGAUAUAGCAGCCGUGAGAAGCCAAGCAGCACUCCAGAGCAUGCGAACAUCACGGCUCAUGGCACAGAACGCAGGCAUGAUGGGAAUGGGACCCUCCCAGAACCCAGGGACAAUGGCCACAGCAGCAGCCCAGACGGAGAUGGGACUGGCCCCUUAUAGCACCACGCCUACCAGCCAACCAGGAAUGUACAGUAUGAGCACAGGAAUGACCCAAAUGUUGCAGCACCCAAACCAAAGUGGCAUGAACAUCACACACAGCCAAGCCCAGGGACCCCGGCAGCCUGCCUCUGGGCAAGGGGUUGGAAUGGUGAGUGGUUUUAGUCAGAGCAUGCUGGUGAACUCGGCCAUCCCCCAGCAGCACCAGCAGAUGAAAGGGCCAGUAGGCCAGGCCUUGCCCAGGCCCCAAGCCCCUCCAAGGCUUCAGAGCAUUAUGGGGACAGUCCAGCAAGGAGCACAAAGCUGGCAACAGAGGAGCUUGCAGGGGAUGCCUGGGAGGACUAGUGGAGAGUUAGGACCAUACAACAACGGCGCCAGCUACCCACUUCAAACUGGCCAGCCGAGACUGACCAAGCAACACUUCCCACAGGGACUGAGCCAGUCGGUCGUGGACGCUAACACUGGUGCAGUGAGAACCCUCAACCCAGCUGCCAUGGGUCGGCAGAUGAUGCCACCGCUCCCGGGACAGCAGGGCGCCAGCCAGGCAAGGUCAAUGGUCAUGUCUGGCCUGAGCCAGGGUGUUCCUGGCAUGCCAGCCUUCAGCCAGCCCCCAGCACAGCAGCAGAUACCCAGUGGCAGCUUUGCUCCAAGCAGCCAGAGCCAAGCCUAUGAACGGAAUGCCCCUCAGGACUUGUCAUACAAUUACAGUGGCGAAGGUGCUGGGGCUUCCUUCCCUGGCCUCCAGGACAGUGCAGACCUUGUAGACUCCAUCAUCAAAGGCGGGCCAGGGGAUGAGUGGAUGCAGGAGCUGGAUGAAUUAUUUGGUAAUCCCUAGUCAAAAAGAGCCCCAAGAGCCACAGUUGUAGUGGGUAAAGCUUACAAAGUGAAAAAGAAACAGGAUGUUGGCCCAUCCUUGUUUUUUUUUGGUUUUUUGACCCAUGUAAACUGAGCAAAACUGAAGCUGGCUGACAGUGGAAGAUCCAGGUGCCAAUCCACAGACCCGCAGGACCUCAUUUCACCUGAUUUUCACGCAGCAUUUGAGAUGAGAUACCAUCCAGAUUCCUGCUGCAGGAGAGGGAGACACGUGGAGGGGCAGGUGGGGAAGAUGGAGCCAGCCAAAGCCCCUCUACUCAGUGCUCCCUGUGAUUGGCUGGCCCAGCAUGAGCUGCUCCAGCUGAGAGGGACUGUUGCCCAAGGUCAGGUAUCUGACAGGCCCUCCUGCCCCAGGUCCGGAGACUGCAGCUUUGGAGACACACAAGAGACAGAGCCUCGGCCGAGGAGAGUCCCGCUGAGUGCUAGGUGGUUGCACAGAGGUCAGAAGUGAACUGAACUCCGGGUAGAAAGAGAUGUGAGGCUUCAUAUGCUACUGUGUUUGGAGGGGAGGCACAAGGAACAGCAAGCUGGGUCCUACAGGCCUGUCUCCCACCCGUGACAUUCAGUGGCGUGGCUGGUGGCCGCCUCACAAGGAGAACCAACAGAGCUGGGAGAAGGGUCUGCUGGUGGCCGUAACUCCGAGUUGGGCUGGAGCCUCCUGGGGGCCCAAUACAUGCUGGUAGUUGUCAUCUACCCUGUGGCCUCAGGGUGGAGAGACCUCUGUUGGAUGCUACACGUCUGCCAGCCCUGGGUCUUCUCCCCACCCCGCCUUUAUUCCUGUAUUCCUCAGUCUGCCCUGGCUUCUCUGCACAGACUAUCCAAGAAGUAAAGCGUCUGUCUUUGGGGAGCCUUGGCAGAGUCAAAACAAAUGCAAGGAGAACUUAGACAAUGUCUGAAAUGUAGAGGCGACACUGGAGUAUUCUUCCAUAACAUGUGGAGUGGAGUGAAUAUGUCUGCCCAGAACUGAGCGGGCUGCUCUGAUGUCUGGGCAUGGGUUUAUGUGAGCCACAUCUGAUACUUCUGAUAUCCCUGGGGAGGAAUGGCCUGGAGGUCGUCUCUUCUGGCUCCCUUUGGGAAAAUCCCAGGGGUGAUGCUCUAAAAUCAGCUUUGCCCAUCAUACCUACUCAUUGGAAAGACAAAUGUAAAGCCCCAAGAGAUGGAGGAGCUAAGAAAUCUAUUGUUCCACUUCACAAAUUUGGAUGAUAAAAGCAGGAAGAUAUAGUUCCUUUCAUACGGUCAAAGAAAUCCACUUAAAAAGUUCUGUACAGUUGUUCUCUGUGUAAUUCACUCACAUCUGCCCUAAGUGAAACCUGUCAGAAGGCUCAGCAGCCCCCACUGUGUAAGGCUAGUCUCUUUAGUCCUUGCCUCCCCUCCCGCUGUCCCAUUUUGGAGGCCAUGUGGCAUAAGUAUUGUCUUAAGUAAGAGUGGCACGUACUUUUCUCCUGUCCUCUCCUUCCUCCAGGUCCUGAAUGCUGGCUCCCUUCUGUGCACUCCCAUGCAGCUCGCUGUGGAGGAAGGAGCCCAAGCGUGGGAGGGCAAAGUCCCAAGAAGGCGAGUGCAAAUGCACAGCUGGGGGCAGGGGCUGUGGAGAGGAGGCAGGCAGGCACGCACUGCCUUGACUUGCUGUCCUUAUACCCAGGGUUCUGGUCACUCAGCAAGGGGCAGGAGGUGAGGCUGGAGGGGCCAGGCCGGUGAGGGCCUAGGCAGGGGCUGUGUGCUGGUGAGAGGUGGUGGCAAGGUGACCGUGAACUCCCUGAAUGGGGAGGGAUGCCCCCAGGGAAAUUCUGAGUAGAAACAGAUGAAAACCAAAAAGAAAUUGUAAACAAGUGAGAAGACACAGAAUACAUAACUACCUUUUUCUGAAAGGUACAGGAGAUAAAUAUGUAAGCAAUGAUGAGAAACUGGAGGUGGCCGGUGGAGAGAGGGGGCUCCAUUACCUUUUAAAAGCUUCCUCCAAAUGCUUAGUACUGGGACCAACUAAUAGAGAGGUCAAUUUUAAUAAGAUUGUUUUGUUUCGUUUUUGUUUUUACUACGGUGCUGAUGUAUAUGUAAUGUCUAAAAAAAGUUAUUUGUACAUAAGUUUUUACAAUACUGCAGAUAUCACUGGGUCUACUAUCUGUAAAAAAUAUACAUAUAAAUAUAUAUAUACUGUUUGUUUAAAAUAGAGUAUUUUUAUUUCAUUCGUUAAUUCAUCAUCACAGCAGCGUAUUGCACUUCAGAUGACAUCUAAUUACUAAUUUGUACUGUAUGACCUAUGGCAACUUGCUCCAUUCUAUUCAGAUUUUUCUAGUUUUCUGUUUUUACUUUGUACAUUGAGCAUUGCUUAUUUCCUUUUAAGAAAUGUACAGAACUCUGAAAUGUAGAAAUGAAGUGAUGUUGACUAUACCACUUUUAAAGAAAAACAAAAACAAAAAUAAAAGAUCGUUAUCUGAAUCAA
This is a messenger RNA of Galeopterus variegatus (Sunda flying lemur), 5784 nucleotides long. It is a transcript of the gene MAML3, whose product is annotated as mastermind-like 3 (Drosophila). The record is from RefSeq and is a predicted model, not a curated record. Gene Ontology annotation, biological process: Notch signaling pathway; positive regulation of transcription of Notch receptor target. The transcript has 7 exons. Gene Ontology annotation, molecular function: transcription coactivator activity. Lineage: Eukaryota; Metazoa; Chordata; Mammalia; Dermoptera; Cynocephalidae. The coding region runs from base 1 to 3309 and encodes 1102 amino acids. Gene Ontology annotation, cellular component: nuclear speck; nucleoplasm.